AUGGCUCCAAUCGCCCUCUCCCCCGAGCGGGAGGACAGCGCGAGCAGCCUGGCCUCCCUGACGGCCAAGUUCGAUGACGAGAUACGCUUCUACCUUAACGGCACCAACGUUGUGCUGGACCAGGUCGACCCAGAAGUUACAGUUCUCGAAUACCUCCGCGGCGUCGGACUGACGGGGACGAAACUCGGCUGCGGUGAAGGCGGCUGCGGUGCCUGCACCAUCGUCGUCAGCCAGUACAACCCCACCACCAACAAGAUCUACCACGCCAGCGUCAACGCGUGCCUGGCACCGUUGGCGAGCCUCGACGGGAAACACGUCAUCACCAUCGAGGGCAUCGGGAACACCAAGAGGCCGCAUGCCACGCAGGAGCGCAUCGCGCGCUCCAACGGGAGCCAGUGCGGCUUCUGCACUCCCGGCAUCGUCAUGAGCCUGUACGCCCUGCUGCGGAACAACACGGCACCGACAAAGGACGAGAUCGAGGAGGCCUUUGACGGCAACCUGUGCCGCUGCACCGGGUACAGACCCAUUCUAGAUGCGGCGCAGACAUUCAGCGCAGACGCCGGCUGCGGAAAGGCCGGUGGGGGGUGCUGCAUGGACGGCAAGAAGGAUGGCAAGGCAGGUGGCGGCGGCGGUGGAUGCUGCAUGGAUAAAAAGGUCGAGGAGAAUGGCAACGAUAUCAAACGCUUCACGCCGCCGGGCUUCAUCGAGUACAAUCCCGACACGGAGCUGAUCUUCCCGCCGGCCCUCAAGAAGCAUGAGCUCAGGCCGCUGGCCUUUGGCAACAAGCGCAAGAAGUGGUACCGGCCCGUGACGCUAGAGCAGCUCCUGCAGAUCAAGAGCGUGUACCCGCAGGCCAAGGUCAUCGGCGGCAGCACGGAGACGCAGAUCGAGAUCAAGUUCAAGGCUCUGCAGUACCCCGUGUCCGUGUACGUCGGGGACAUUGCGGAGCUGCGCCGGUUCGCCUUCCACGACGACCACAUCGAGGUGGGCGGCAACGUCGUGCUGACGGACCUGGAGCACAUAUGCGAGCAGGCUGUCGAACAUUACGGCCCCGAGCGCGGCCAGGUGUUUCAGGGGAUGCUGAAGCAGCUCAAGUACUUCGCGGGGAGGCAGAUCCGCAACGUCGGCACGCCCGCGGGCAACCUGGUGACCGCCUCGCCCAUCUCGGACCUGAACCCGGUCCUGUGGGCGGCCGACAGCGUGCUCGUGGCCCGGUCGGCCGCGGCCGGAGAGACCGAGAUCCCCAUGUGCCAGUUCUUCACGGGGUACCGUCGGACGGCGCUGGCGCAGGACGCCGUCAUCGCGUCCAUCCGCGUGCCCGUGACCGCCGAGGGCGAGUUCUUCCGGGCCUACAAGCAAGCCAAGCGGAAGGACGACGACAUCGCCAUCGUCACGGGGGCGCUGCGCGUCAGGCUCGGAAAGGAUGGCCUCGUCACCGGGUGCAACCUCAUCUACGGCGGCAUGGCGGCCACCACGACGUCGGCCAAGCUCACCAUGCAGUAUCUCGUGGGCAAGAAGUUCGCCGAGCUCGAGACGCUCGAGGGCGCCAUGAGUGCUCUGGAGAGGGACUUUGACAUGCCGUACAACGUCCCGGGGGGCAUGGCGUCGUACCGCAAGGCCCUGGCCUUCGGCUUCUUCUACCGCUUCUACCACGACGUCCUCGGCUUUUUGGACGCCAGCGCUGCGCAUGCUGACGGGCAGGCCGUUCCCGAGGUGGAGCGUGAAAUCUCCCACGGCAUGCUGGACAACGAAACAGCCGAGGCGUAUGAGAAGGAGGUGACGGGCAAGUCGAACCCGCACCUGUCGGCUCUGAAGCAGACGACGGGCGAGGCCCAGUACACGGACGACAUUCCGCCGCUCAAGAACGAGCUGCAUGCCGCCUACGUCCUGUCGUCGCGCCCGCGUGCCAAGAUCCUGUCAGUCGACUACUCGGCCGCGCUGGCCAUGCCAGGCGUCGUCGACACGCUCGACAAGUCCGACAUGCCUUCCAAGGAAGCCAACAAGUUCAGCCCCCCGCAGUUUGACGAGGUCUUCCUCGCCGAUGGGGAGGUCUACACCGCGGGGCAGCCCAUCGCCAUGAUCCUCGCCACGUCGGCCCAUCGUGCCGCAGAGGCUGCACGCGCCGUCAAGGUAGAAUACGAGGAUCUACCCGCCAUCCUGACCAUAGAGGAGGCCAUCGAGCAGGAGAGCUUCCACGGCACGUAUCGCGAGAUCAAGAACGGGAACGUAAAGGAGGCAUUUGCCAAGUGUGACCACGUCUUCACCGGGACGGUACGUAUGGGUGGACAGGAGCAUUUCUACCUCGAGACGAAUGCUUGUGUUGUCGUGCCCAAACAUGAGGACGGCGAGAUGGAGAUUUUCUCGAGCACACAGAACGCUAACGAGACGCAAAUGUUUGCGGCGAGGGUGUGCGAGGUGCACAGCAACAAGAUCAAUGUGCGCGUCAAGAGGAUCGGCGGCGGCUUUGGAGGCAAGGAGACACGAUCGGUGCUCCUCAGCUCCGUGCUGGCCCUGGCAUCCAAGAAGACGGGACGGCCUGUGCGGUGCAUGCUGACGCGCGAGGAGGACAUGGUUCUCAUGGGCCAGAGGCACCCGUUCCUCGCCAAAUACAAGGUCGGCGUGAACCGUGACGGCAAGCUCCAGGCGCUGGAGGUGGACAUUUACAACAACGCCGGGUGGUCGACCGACCUGAGCGUGGCGGUGGUGGAGCGGGCCAUGACGCAUGUGGAUGGGUGCUACAGGAUUCCAAACAUGUAUGUCCGGGGAUGGGUGUGCAAGACCAACACCAUGUCCAACACGGCGUUCCGGGGGUUCGGCGGCCCGCAAGGCAUCUUCAUCGCGGAGACGUGCAUGGAGGAGGUGGCGGACCGGCUGGGGAUGGCGGUCGAGAAGCUGCGCGACAUCAACAUGUACAGGAGGCACGAGACGACGCACUUCAACCAGCCCAUCGUAGACUGGCACGUGCCGCUCAUGUACGGGCAGAUCCAGCAGGAGUGCGACUACGCGCGGCGCAAGGAGAAGGUGGCCGAGUUCAACGCGGGCAACAAGUGGCGGCGGAGGGGGAUGGCGCUGAUCCCCACCAAGUUCGGCAUCUCGUUCACGGCCCUCUUCAUGAACCAGGCCGGGGCGCUGGUGCACAUCUACCACGACGGCAGCGUGCUGGUGGCGCACGGCGGCGUCGAGAUGGGACAGGGCCUGCACACCAAGAUGACCAUGGUGGCCGCGCAGGCGCUGGGCGUCCCGCUGGACAGCGUCUUCAUCUCGGAGACGGCGACCAACACGGUGGCGAACGCGUCCCCGACGGCGGCGUCGGCCUCGUCCGACCUGAACGGGUACGCCAUCUUCAACGCCUGCCAGGAGCUCAACGGGCGGCUGGCCCCCUACCGCGAGAAGCUCGGCCCGGGCGCCAGCAUGGCGGAGCUCGCCCACGCGGCCUACUUUGACCGCGUCAACCUGUCGGCCCAGGGCUUCUACAAGACGCCCGAGAUUGGCUACGUGUGGGGCGAGAACCGGGGCAAGAUGUUCUUCUACUUCACGCAGGGCGUGUCCGCGGCAGAGGUCGAGGUCGACCUCCUCACGGGGUCGUGGACGUGCCUCCGCGCCGACGUCAAGAUGGACAUCGGCCAGUCCAUCAACCCGGCCGUCGACUACGGGCAGAUCCAGGGCGCCUUCGUCCAGGGCGUGGGCCUCUUCACCAUGGAGGAGUCGCUGUGGCUGCGCGGCGGGCCCAUGGCCGGCAACCUCUUCACCCGCGGGCCGGGGGCGUACAAGAUCCCCGGAUUCCGGGACAUCCCCCAGGAAUUCAACGUCACCCUGCUCAAGGGCGUCGAGUGGGAGGAGCUGCGCACCAUCCAGCGAAGCAGGGGUGUCGGCGAGCCACCGCUCUUCAUGGGCAGCGUCGUCUUCUUCGCCAUCCGCGAUGCCAUCCGGUCGGCGCGUCGCACUGCGGGCAUCGAGGGGACCGGUGCGGAUGAUCUCCUCAGGCUCGAGAGCCCUGCUACGGCCGAGAGGAUCCGUCUAGCUUGCGAUGACGAGAUCAUGAAGAGGGCUAGGGUGACGCCCAAGGAGGGCGAGAAGAAUUUCUUCGUGUGUAUCUGA
Messenger RNA from Geosmithia morbida, 4098 nucleotides. Its product is annotated as xanthine dehydrogenase/oxidase. Lineage: Eukaryota; Fungi; Ascomycota; Sordariomycetes; Hypocreales; Bionectriaceae. The record is from RefSeq and is a predicted model, not a curated record. Bases 1 to 4098 code for a protein of 1365 amino acids. Gene Ontology annotation, molecular function: FAD binding; 2 iron, 2 sulfur cluster binding; xanthine dehydrogenase activity. The transcript has 3 exons.